Phlebotomus argentipes is the source of this 1408-nucleotide messenger RNA. Its product is annotated as dehydrogenase/reductase SDR family member on chromosome X homolog. Lineage: Eukaryota; Metazoa; Arthropoda; Insecta; Diptera; Psychodidae. Bases 275 to 1357 code for a protein of 360 amino acids. The record is from RefSeq and is a predicted model, not a curated record. The transcript is spliced from 5 exons.
UUUCUUCAGUCGCACUUUUCCGCGGAAACUCGGCCUGCCGAAGAGCUGCAAGAAGUCGCGAUCGCCGAUCAUUGACCAUCUCAAGAGGCCCUCGAGCCGUGCAGAGCUCGUCUCUGGCUCAGUUCCCAUUCAGCAGCCCGAGAGUGCGGAUUGCGCUGACAGUUUCGUGACACAGUGUUCAAGAGCGCGUGUGGAUUUCUCUUGGGACGUGGCCAGCAGUUUCGCAAAGGAGUUGCCCAACAGCGUCUCUGACCAAGGAGGAUCUCAGUCCAAAAUGCUGUUCUUCCUCGUGGUUUACGUGGGUCCCGUCGUGGCGGCGGGCGUCGGCCUGGCGCUGCUCUACUUCAUGAAGUCCAGCAAGGAGAUGCCCAGGAAUUGGGACGAGUUCCUCACCGAAGCCUGGUUCCAGUAUCACGGCGUGCGCGGCCUGGCCGAGGACAGGAUCAACAGUCGCUACAACGUCGUCGAGCUCUUCAAGCAGCCCGGCCGCGUCGCCGUGAUGACUGGAGGCAAUCGCGGGAUCGGCCUGAAGAUCGUAGAGAAGCUGCUGGACUGCGACAUGACCGUCGUGCUGGGCGUCCGCAAUGUCGAGUCGUCUAGGCGCUCAGUCGCCAAGGAGAUUCCAGUGGACAAAACGGCCGGGAAGCUCUUCUUCGAGCAACUCGACGUCGGCACGAUGUCGUCCGUGCGGAAGUUCGCGGCGGAGAUCAAGAAGAAGUACCACAAGAUCCACAUUCUCAUCAACAACGCGGGAAUCAUGGCGGCGCCUUUCGCUCUCACCGACGACGGCUUCGAGAGUCAGAUGGCCAUCAAUUACAUCGGCCACUUCCUGCUCACGCAUCUCCUCCUGCCCGAAAUCGUGGCCGCCGGAGAGGCUGAUCAGCACUCGCGGAUCGUCAAUGUGUCCUCCUGCGUGCACUUGAUGGGCGACAUUGAUUACGAGAACUUCCACGGCGCCAAGAGCUACUACGGCGCCACGCACUACAACCAGUCGAAGCUGGCCCAGAUCCUCUUCACGAAGCACCUCCAGACACUGCUGGACAGCCGCGGAGCACCCUGCCAAGUGCACGCCGUCCAUCCGGGAGUCGUGGACACGGAUCUGUUCGUGCACAGCAGCUCCACAGUCAUUCCGUGGUUCAAGAAGGCCCUCUUCAAGAAUCCCGAGCAAGGCUCUCGAACGGUGGUUUUCGCGGCGAUUUCACCCAAACUGGAAGGCAAAGGAGGCUCAUAUCUCAGCAACUGCCGCCUCCAUCGGACGCACGCGAUGGCCAAGGACAAGGCAGCCUGCCAGAAGCUCUUCGACUACACGCGGGAGAUGCUGAAAAUCGAGGACUUCGGCCGACCUCAGGGACAUUAGUGAUGUGGAGGUGCUUUUAUAACAAAUAAAUUCAUUCCUUUUAAUCAAUCA